This is a messenger RNA of Salvelinus fontinalis (brook trout), 3851 nucleotides long. Its product is annotated as protein cornichon homolog 4-like. The transcript is spliced from 4 exons. Gene Ontology annotation, cellular component: COPII-coated ER to Golgi transport vesicle; endoplasmic reticulum membrane. The record is from RefSeq and is a predicted model, not a curated record. Lineage: Eukaryota; Metazoa; Chordata; Actinopteri; Salmoniformes; Salmonidae. Gene Ontology annotation, biological process: endoplasmic reticulum to Golgi vesicle-mediated transport. The coding region runs from base 2622 to 2858 and encodes 78 amino acids.
UCGUCGCUGAUAUGAUAGUUAGCUGCAAUAUGUAACUUGUUGGCCACUGUGUUAAAUUCCCAUAGAAAUGUGUGUUAUAGCUCUGUCAUUCUCAUUGAAAGCAAGUCUAAAAAGAGGUAGAUAUGUUUUAUGUGCGAAUUCUGUGCUUCCGUUUCGUUUUUGCGUCUUUACUUUAGGUUUUGUACACCAUUUUCAUUCAAACAAAUUAAAUUACAAUAUUUUUGGUUAUGGAAGAUAUAUUUCACAGCGGUUUAGAUGGUACAAUGAUUCUCUACACUAUACUUGCUGUUUAGUCAGAAAUUGAAAUGUUUAAGUUCCAAACAUUUCCAAAACCCUAUCACAAGUGAGGCGUAUUUACGUUUAGACAGAGCAUUUGGGUAGGGACAGGACAUUUCCCACUGCAAAAAGGAUGUGGAAUGCCAUAGAGCCCCACAUUGGAGGUGAUAUAAUACCCAUAACCUAAUGGUCAAACAGGAAAGUGGUUCCAAUCGUUUUCCACCCAUCUAAAAAUCACCUAUGUGAAAAAUGAAACACUUAAAAUAAGUGCUGUGUUUCGUGUAGGCUUACCCUGGCAUGAUGUUUUGAUAACCAUGUUCUAUCUCGGACAAGGUGAUUUGUCAAUAUAUUCUGUUCCAUUAACUCUGACUCGAAAAUGCUAAUUAAGAUCAAAGUAGACAUCAUGCAAAACUACAAAUCCCUGCAAGCACCUGCAGACCAUCGCAAGCUGACACCUUUGCUAACAGGUACUGUGUCAAUUUAAAACUUGCACAAGACAGUUCACAGAAUUGUCAAUUUAAAGAAAUUCAGCCAAUUUAUUCAUUACUACAUUUACCUAACAUUAGAUAGUUAAUCUAUAGAUCCUACAUUUUGCCUUGAUUCGGCAGUCUCGUCCAGAUCAUUAUGGCAUUUGUAGUUCUUUAUGAUAGCCACAUUAGCAGCUAACUAGCCUUUCAUUUUGGGGGGGUAAAUGCAGGCAAAUAUAUUGAUAAAAGUAACUUUAUCCUAGAGCAGGCGUGGCAAAGGCCGACCUGCGACCUGAUUCAAUAUGGCCCGCGGACUCAGGCUCAGAUCACAUAAAGAAUUUGCGAUAGUAAAGUAUUUGUUAUUCAAAUUAAAAGCAUAAUGAUUUAACUCCGACCGCUUGAGGGACAUUUAUUUUGAAGGCACUUAUAAGUAACAACUACACGAGGACAGGCAGUGACUGACAGGCUGACACACGUUACAAAUAGUAGCUAGCUAGAAGUUGCGCUAAAAUGAGUUUUUCAAAGAAAAGGAAAGUAGACAAUAAAUGUAGGGUGUUACAGCAAGAGUGGACUUCGAAAUAUUUCUUUGAGGUAUCAGGGAAAGCUGUGUGCAAGGAGAGCAUCGCAGUCUUGAAAGACUACAACUUGUCCCGACACUUCCAGACGCAUACAGAGAAAUAUAGGAAUAUGUCUUCUGAGUAGAGGGCAAGUGCAUCGAAAUAGUUGCUUUCUCAGUUGCAAAAGCAGCAAGGACUUUUAACAAAACUGCAUUCAGCAAACGACGGAAUUGCGAGAGCUAUCUAUGUACUGUCCUACACAAUUGCGAAACAUAGCAAACCAUUUGCUGAGGGCCAAUUCAUUAAAUAAUGUUUCAUUGACUCUGCAGCAAUACUUUGCCCCGUCAAGAAAGCUGUUUGAAAAUGUUUCCCUGUCAAGACGAACAGUGACAAGGCAUGUUGAGUACAUCACCGAGAAUAAGGAACAACAGUUGAAAGACAAGGCAAAGGAUUUCACCUAUUUCUCCUUGGCCCUGGAUGAGAGCAGUGAUGCAUGUGACACAGCGCAGUUAUUGAUAUUCUUAUGAGGCAUAACACCAGACUUUGAAAUUGCAGAGGAGCUUGCUUCGGUGCAGUCAAUGAAGAGCACAACCACAGUGAAAGAUUCAUUGGAGGAGGUUAAUAAUUGUGUGGCAAAGCUGGGAGUUUAGAAAGUUAACCGGUGUGACCACUGAUGGGUGCCCAAACUUAACAGGAACAAACGUUGGCCUUUUGAAAAUGAUACAAGAUCAAGUGGCUGAGCUGAACCCAGAUCAGAACAUUAUUUUCCUGCAUUGCAUUAUUCAUCAGCAGGUUCUCUGUAAAUGUGUUCUGAAAAUGAGCCGUGUUGUGGAUGCCGUCACUAAAGUGGUAAACUUCAUAAGAGCACAAUCUUUAAACCACAGGCAAUUUGUCUCACUGUUGGAAGAGACAGAGUCGGAUCAUGCAGAUUUCCCCUUAAAAGGGUGUGGGACCUGAAGUCGGAGAUUGCUGAGUUUUUGCAAAUUAAAGGAAAAUGUGUGGAUUUCCAUCAAUUGCAAGAUAAAGAAUGGUUGGCUGAUUUUUGCCUUCACUGUGGACAUCAUGGCCCUCAUAAAUGAACUGAAUUCCAAACUACAAGGGAAGGGUCUUUUUGCACAUCAGAUGUACAGCCUUGUCAAAGCCUUCAAGGGAAAGUUACUCUUCCUGACCUGCCAAGUAGAAGCCAACAAUCUCACCCACCUUCCGACACUACUAGUCUGUUCCCUGUCAGAUGACCAGCGGGAGAAGUAUACAUCGCUGCUGCGUGCUUUGAGCGUGGGUUGUACCAGAGCUGGUAGGCCAGGCCCUGGCAACAGUGCUGAUGCUUGUCUCCCUGCACUGGUUUGUCUUCCUACUCAACCUGCCUGUGGCCGCCUGGAACAUGUACAGGGUUUGGAAGGUGCCCAUGGGAAACAUGGGGGUGUUUGACCCCACUGAGAUCCACAACCGGGGACAACUAAAGUCUCACAUGAAAGAGUCCAUGAUCAAACUCGGCUUCCACCUGCUCUGCUUCUUCAUCUACCUGUACAGCAUGAUCCUGGCACUGAUCAACAAUUGAGAUCCCCAUGGCCAUUUUAAUCCAAUCGGCCAAAUCACAAACUAUUCAGUAUGUGGUGUUCAAUAUGUCCUGGUCUUCAGUCCUUUGCUCAGCUGGAGUCACGUGACAUUGCACUCCCCUUGGACACCUAAUCAUUGCUCAGACCCCCCCCCCGUACUUCUGUGUUCUUAUAACUGCCCUGGAAUUGUGUGUGUGGGGGCUUUCGUUCAGCCUUUGUCCAACAAUGCUGUCCAUGCACUGCUCCUCUAGGCAGAGGGAAAACAUGACAAUCGUACAGGCUAGAUGGUGCAUACGAUUGGGUAACAAAUUUUCGGCCAAGAGCCAAUCACAACAGCUAGCACAUCCUCUUGCAGCCUGCCGAACAUCAUCUCUGAUAAAAAUAAAUAUGACUUUGUCUCUUGUCAACAUGCUGGAAAAUCCUUGAAUUGAAUAUCCUUUGCAGAAUAAUAACCUGUGUUUUGGCGAUCUAUUUCUAUAUUUUCUUGCAGUCUCUUAACAUCAAUAAGUUAUAGAUCUGACAUCCCCUGACUGCAGAAAGGUGCACAUUUGAUUGGUAUUAUAAAAUAAAGUGUUCUCAGGGGAAUACAUGCACCUGGGUUGGAAAAUGUUUCUCAACCCUAUUUUUUCACUCGACUGUGUAUCAAUGGGCAAUAUAACCUCGAUUCAAUCCGUAGCACUGAAGAGCUACACCGUAGCGCAAUUUCAAGGUAAUUUCCAAUUGAGCUGACAUGUAACAUUGUCUUUAAAUUUGUGUGGUGCUUCAGAUUGAAUCAAAUCCCUUGUCUGUAUCCUAGUUGUAUGACAGAAGCACAUUUACUACACAUCACUAUGUAUGUUAUUUGUGCAGUUUGAGAAUGUUCCAGCCAAAUGUAUUUCUCCAUGGGGAAGGGUGCGUGUUCAGAUUGUUUAAAUCAAACUAAAAUGACUCAUUUUUUUAUUUGUGCUUUUGAAAAUAAUUUGUGGGGUUUCUUAAAUAAACUUGAAAGAGAACAA